AUGAAGCUCGAACACCAGAGCAAUGGAAGAAAUCCCAUCGUCACCAUCAUCUACAAAAAAGGCGACAUUGCAAAACUUAGCAAUUAUCGGCCGAUUAGCUUGCUCUGUCAGAUUUAUAAACUUUUUACAAAGAUUUUGACCAUCUGGCUUACCAGUGAACUUGACGAAGCGCAGCCUAUUGAGCAGGCUGGCUUUCGGAGCGGCUUCUCAACCAUCGACCAUAUCAACACGGUUAAUCAGGUGAUGGGGAAAUGUCUCGAAUUUAACCGGCCCCUUGUCAUGGCCUUCGUCGAUUAUGAGAAGGCCUUUGACAGUAUCAAACAUUGGGCCGUGUUCCACGCACUUCAUCGCUGCCACAUCAAUUCCCGCUACAGCCACUCUACAGGAAAUGAGAGGCUGAAGAGAGUCUAUCAGAACGUCUGUCUCGGACAUCUUCUGUCCUUUGGUAAAGAGCAUCAGCCUAAAGAGAUCUCAAAAAGAAUUCAGCUGGGAUGGGCUGCGUUUAGCAAGUUAGGUGACAUCCUUAAAUCAGGUACGGUUCCACUGUGUCUGAAGACCCGCUUGUUUAAUCAAAGUGUUCUGCCCACCAUGACGUAUGGUGACGACACGUGGACGUUCACGCAGGAGACUGUAUACAGGUUGAUAGUUGCACAGAGGGCCAUGGAGCGCGCCAUGCUCGGCAUCAGCCUUGUAGACCGAGUUCUGAACGUUAAGAUCCGACGAUGGACGAAAGUCCAGGAUGCUGGAGCUCGGAUAAUGGAACUCAAACGGGGAUGGGCGGGACAACUAGCUAGGCAAGGUGAUGACAGGUGGAGCAAGACAUCUACUGAUGGGGCAAAAGAUGCGUCGGGCGCCCUGUUGUUGUGUAUGGUUGACAUGGUCUAUGCCUCCCAGAGUGAGGCCGGCACCGAUUAUUGA
This is a messenger RNA of Hyposmocoma kahamanoa, 918 nucleotides long. RefSeq lists its product as uncharacterized. The record is from RefSeq and is a predicted model, not a curated record. NCBI's taxonomy places the organism in Eukaryota, Metazoa, Arthropoda, Insecta, Lepidoptera, Cosmopterigidae. Bases 1 to 918 code for a protein of 305 amino acids. The transcript has 3 exons.